CGCGUAUGUCUGACGUUUACAUAACCUCACAUAUCUGAUAUUGGGAUUUAUUCGGUAAUUUUGCAUAUUUUUACAAAAACUGAUCUAUGUAUAUACCUACACAAAAAUGACCAUUUCAAAAGAGGCUUUUGUGGAUUUGGAUGAAAAAUACACAAAAGUAAUGAAACUGAUUGAAGAAGACAGUAAAUUAGAUCCAAUAAAUGAGCCGUAUUUGUCAAAAUACGCCGCCAGAGAAAUUCUUGUUGGUAUGAAAGCAAAUAUAGAGAAUCUGUUGAGAAAUUAUGGAGCAGGGAGCAAUGAACAUGUUAAGCUAUCAGCAAUGCUUGGGGCCACUUAUUUGUACCUGGGCAUGAUUGCACUGGAUACAGAUGAGUUAUCCGCAGGCGAAAAACACUUGAAAAAGUGCAACACAAUCAUUGAGAAGUAUUAUUUAAAACCGGAAGUCGUAUUGGUGGCAAUUAGCAUGUUCAAUCAAUUCGGAAUAAUGUGGUCGCUAAGAAAACCAGAAGAGGGAAAAAUGUACUUGGAGAAAGGCGAGCAACUGUAUUUGGAUUACAAAAAAGAGUCCAAGGAUCCCGUGGACAUAUCGGAUUUGUUCGCUAGCGACUUGGAGUACAACAGCGAAAUGGCGCGCAGAAAUAUGGAAAAAAGCUACACCCUAACCCUCUACUACUUGGCGCAAAUAUUCGGGGUUCUAAAGGACGCGCUAAAGAGCUCCGUUUACUGUCACGUAACGUUGCAAAAGCAAAUCGACAUGGACGAUUACGAUCCCAUCGAUUGGGCCUUGAAUGCGGCGACUUUGUCGCAGUUUUUCAUGGAGAAGAACGGGUUCAAACAAGCCAGGCACCAUUUGGCCUGCAGCUCCUACGUUUUGAGUAAGUAUGAGGAUCAGUUGCGGGCCGUUAACGAGGAAAGCGAGGCGCACGACGCGGCUUUGGAAGUUUUCAAGCAUAGAAGCGCCGAUGUGGCCAGGUGUUGGGCCAAAUACGGCUCUCUCUUGCUGAGCAAAUCCAAGGAAAGGCUUUUGAGCCACACGGACGACAUCGACGUGAAUUGCUCGUUGUCUACGGAUUUGUCGAAGUUAUCUCUGACUUCCGACUCCACCGUUUCCGUCGAGGAUUUGCAGAACUUGGUCUUCACUGGUAUUGAGGCUUCCGCGUACGAGCUGCAAGUGACGGAUCAGUUUGUUCUGUGUCUGGAUGACGCUCGUAGGGUUUUUUAUAACAUACAAGAUUGGCUCGCGAAGGCUGAGGAAUAUUACAACAUCGACACUCUCGCUUCGGACUACAUAGAAAUAGCUCUGGAUCGGUCGCAAAUGUAUUUGAACCUGCUAUUCUUCGACGAAAAUCAGGAUAACCAGGCAAAGUUGCACAAGAGAAGAAUAGACUUGCUGGAGGAAGUGGUGGGGAAAAUAAACCCGCAGUAUUAUCUGCAGUACUGCAGGCAGAUCUGGUUCGAGUUGGGGAAUACGUACUCGGACGUGCUCGAUAUUAAAUCGGAAAAAAUUCGGGACUCCAAGGCGAGACCCAAGCCGCAAGCGCUCACAAAAGCCAACAUUCUCGCCGAGAAAAGUAUUCAGUGCUACACGACUUUUGUGGAUUCUUACAAAGACGCCUCCACAGGCGUUCUCCCCAAAAAAUUCCCCGAGGAGGCGGAAAACCCUCUAUUACGAGCCUAUUUCCAUAUAGCCGCUCUACACAAUCGUUACAUUACUUUGGAUAAGCAAACGCAGUUGAGUAACGUCGAGAAGAGUUUGGAGUUUUAUAAGAAAAUUUUUGAUUAUGUUGAGGAAAACAAGAAAGCUGAAGAGUUGAUUAAAGCGGAGUAUAGUAUUUGUAAGGAAAUGGUUACGUUGUUACCAGUGAAAAUAAUGAAGUUGAAGCGAGAGGUCGGAGUUUAAUUUUAGCCUAGUCAGCACUUCUGCAUUAUUCAUAUUAUCUUAUUUAUUAAAUAAAUGUAUAUUCAAUUUA
Brassicogethes aeneus is the source of this 1970-nucleotide messenger RNA. NCBI's taxonomy places the organism in Eukaryota, Metazoa, Arthropoda, Insecta, Coleoptera, Nitidulidae. The record is from the annotation of a GenBank genome assembly.